AUGCCGUACCGCUCCGUGGAUCCAUUCCGAGUCCUCCCAGCUGAACUCAUGAUCGAGAUUCUCCAUGCGAUCGAUGAUUUCUACGGCCUAGUGAGCCUCACUAAAGUCUCACCUCACGCCGAAUCUGUCUGCGCGGCAUACGCCCUCCCAAUCUUAAAUAACCUGACAAAAUGGUAUCCUCUCUUCUACUGCCCAUACAGCUACCGCGAUGCAGACCUCCCACUGCCCAUUCGUGGGAUAUUUCGCUGCCUCGCCCUCAUCCUAAGCGAACCACCGUCCGAUAUCGACACUGUGAGAAUCCAUCUUGGAUACACCCGAGACUGCCCCUGGAGCGUGGUCCCAAUCAAACUCGGCCCUCAGAGAGCCAACGUGGUUGCAUUCCAACUAAUCCGUAUCGCUGCUCGUAUUCAACGUCUCGCAUGCAUGUGUCUUCUCACUAUGGUCGGAAACCUCUACUGUGCAGUUUCCAAUUCGAAAUACCUCGGUCCGGAACGCGUCGCAUCCUUCAUCCCCUUCAGCUGGGUCGAAGAAUAUAGAGUCUACCAAGCACUCUGGAAUCUGCAGCUUUUCUCCAUAUACUUCUAUUAUACGCAGCUUAAAUGGGGCUGGUCGGAUGAGGAGGCCCAGGCGCUGAGUAUCGAAAUCCCCUGGCAGUUCAAGCCAAAAUAUAAACUGGAUGACGAGAUUCCCUCCGUGACGAACGUCCUCAUUCAGUUGGGGCUGACACCAAAACAAAUCUGCCACCUGCCGUUGUUCGACUUCGACGAGAUGGAGCAAAUCAUGGACCACAGUGAAUACCCACCGUCAUGUGUAUGGUCGCCACCGCCCACCCCAGACGCGAACAACAACGAACAUUCAUUUGUCUGGAACCAAAGACCAGAGGACGCAAUUGCAAGAGUAUCAAAUGGCACACACCAGUGUGAAACGAUGCUUGUGCAUUCUAAUACCACUUUCCCAACCAGAACUUUCCUAGGGAUACAAUUAUUCCAUCCGGACGGACCCGAAAGACCAUUAUUCCAAGAGAUGGGCCUGUUCAUCUGGGAUGCAUUGCGCAUGUGUUCAGUGGGCCUUUCUAUUCCAGAUUCUAACCAACACAGACUGGCCGGUUUUGAGAUCUUGAGUGCACCACCGGUUCAAGUUCCCUGCUGUUGCCCCGGUGAUCGCGCCAAGAUGCUCGAGAUUCUCAUACGCUGGUGGUCCUUACUUGGCAAAUAUCCGCAGCUUCCGCCUAUCAUUGCGCCCAGCUUUAUCAAAGCUAAUGCCCACAACACCUUUUGGAUCAAUGACCCAGAGUAUCAAAUGCCUACUGGCCAAAAUUUAGGCAUAGCUUCCGCAGAUGGUCGUCAAAUGAUGAUUCCACUCAUGGGUCUGGCACCGACGUUCUUCCCUAGGCAACCAUUACCGUAA
Penicillium manginii is the source of this 1407-nucleotide messenger RNA. RefSeq lists its product as uncharacterized. The record is from RefSeq and is a predicted model, not a curated record. Lineage: Eukaryota; Fungi; Ascomycota; Eurotiomycetes; Eurotiales; Aspergillaceae. The transcript has a single exon. The coding region runs from base 1 to 1407 and encodes 468 amino acids.